Psylliodes chrysocephalus is the source of this 3745-nucleotide messenger RNA. The record is from the annotation of a GenBank genome assembly. Lineage: Eukaryota; Metazoa; Arthropoda; Insecta; Coleoptera; Chrysomelidae.
UGCUAAGCACAGAUAGCAGAUGUUCGGAGUUCUGAUGUUUUGUAACCAGCAAAGUGUACACGGCAGGGCUAUUUUCACUCGAUUUUCUUUAUUUUUUUACGGCCAAACCCUGUUCCGUAUCGCAAAAAAAACCGCACCGAUCGAAAGCCCGGAGUUUUUAGAAUAUGAAAAUUCGAAAUUUUAAGUUUUUUAAUUAGCCUCGAUGUUGCUGGAACCAGUGUUUUGUCAUACACUCUGCCGUUUACCAAACUUCACGGUUUGGAAACCAUUUUGUUUAGCAAACGGGAAUAUGUAGUUUUUUUCUUUGUGUUUUCUAAAUCUAACUUAACCUUUUGUCGAAAUUCAGUGCAGUGAUUCUCUGUAAAUUAGCACCAAAUAUAAAGGUGCGCAGCUAACAAAUUCUAAGAAAUAAAAAAAAUGACCAAGAAAUAACCAAACCUCAAAAAUCAUAGCACCAUGCCUCGUACUUACAGGCGCACCGACAGCCCCCGGGCUGUCUACAAGACCAUUCCGUCGAGCUCCACCCCGGACAUGGGCAUCAUCAAAUCCGAGAUGACGCCCAGUCCACAUCUUCUGGACCAUGGAUAUGGGGCUACGCCUUUAAACCAAGUGAUGUCUUCAUCAAUACCGAUGCAGGCACCAGCUGUCAAACGAAAACUCAACCUGGACUCGAGUAACUUCGUCGUGCCUUCUGUGGUGCCGAUUGGUAACGAGUUCAAAGCUCCGCAACCGAAGAAGCCUAGGCGGACGAUGCCGGCAAAAAAGAAUACAAGGUACGACACGUCCUUGAGUCUGUUGACGAAGAAGUUUUCUGAUUUAUUGGAAAAAAGUCCUAACGGGGUCGUAGACUUGAACAAAGCAUCGCAGGAGUUGAAGGUACAAAAAAGGAGGAUAUACGACAUCACGAACGUUUUGGAAGGCAUUGGAAUAUUAGAAAAGAAAUCGAAGAAUAAUAUACAAUGGAAAGGUGCGCAAGGUCAAAACAGUCAAUUUUUGACGUUGAGCAAGCAACUGCAGAGCCUGGAAGAUCUUGAAAAUAACCUGGAUAGGAUGAUUGUGUCGGCUGAGAGUGAGUUGAGCAAGUUGACUAAUGACAGGUACGGUUACGUGACAUACCACGACCUCCGUUCCAUAGACUGCUUCCGGAACAAGACGGUGAUGGCCAUCAAAGCGCCGCCUAAUACGCAGCUGUCCGUGCCGCGCACCGACAAGAACGAAGAAAAAUUUUCGAUUCAAAUGAAAAGCGAAACGGGCGAAAUCGACGUUUUUCUUUGUCCCGAAAAUUUACCCCCUAGCAAGCCGAAACAAGUGCCGCCCAUGGACAUGCUCCUCAGGGAUAUCAAGCUUAGUCCGGCCGGUUUGUUUGAUUUAACGACUCCGCCAGUGCCUCAGUUGGAUAGUCCAACGCCCAGACCAAUCUCCACAGACCUUUGCAAAAGUCUGACCUUCUCCAGAGACUCCUUCGACCCAGGUCCAAGCACGUCGAGUCAACACAAUCACCUUCAGAAUCAGCACCGCCUUCAACAAACGCAAUACCAACAACCAUCUCUGAUGAGCUGCCAACAAAUAUCUCCUUUGGGAUCAUUGAUAAAGAGCGAGAUAUUCAGCCACCAUGGAGAUGGAGGAGGGCUAGGUCCCAUGGUCGGGCGAUUUAACUUUUCACAGACUGAACAUAUUAACUUAGAUGUUAUGGAUCCUCUUUUGUGCAGUGAACUGGUUCCACUAGAACCACUCAUGCAACCUGAGUACAACUUCAGUUUAGACGCGACAGAAGGCUUAGCAGAUCUCUUCGAUUAUGAUUUUCUUUCUUAAAAAAAACCUUUUGCUCACCCUUGUACAAAUUACACUUAAAGAACGUCGCCCCGUAGAAAAAUACAACAAUGUCAACUCGUUUUAGAAUUUGGGAGUGUAAGAAGUGCUCAAAAUCAUUUUCGAAAUCUUGAAUUUCAUUUUUGUUAGCUAUAAGCUAUACAUUGUCACAAAAAGUGGCCUUAAGAGUGUUCCUUGUGGUACAUCAAAGUUAAAAGUGGUUGUUAACGUCCUGUUUUGGUAAAAAUUUAAAAAAUAUAGGACAAUACAUUACAAUUACAGGGCAGUUGUUACAAUUUUUUUUGUUAAAUUUAUCGUUUUAUAUUUGGGAUACAAUAAAUUAAAUACCAAACGUCCCUCCCUUAUAAUUAAUAGUUGGUGACUUUAUUGUAUUUCUUUCAAUUUUAUUGUUGGAUUUUAUUUUAUAGGACAUUGUGUAUUUUUCUACAGAGCAUCCCAAACAAUUAAUAUUUAGGUUUAUCAAAUUUAGGUAAAAAUCGCAGAGUCCACUGCACUUUUUGAAAAUAAUAAAAGAAAAACGCUUCGAUUAUGUUACUUUUUGUUUAUAUAUCGAAUUUUUCGAACGAAAGGCUUAACGUUUUUAAGAUGGAAAAUGAUAAAAAUGGCAGAACGCGUUUUUUUGUGCAAUUUUUUAUUUCGCGCGCUUUUGCAAAAGACUGAUUUGACUGGUUGGUAGAAAUUUUGAAUUAGUUUGGGGUAUUAGCUAAUAAUUCAGAUGCGUAUAAUAAUGGACAUAAAUCAUCGCUUAAUUCUAUUUUUCGAUUCUGGAAUAAAUUAUAUUAAAGAAUAAUUUUGGCAAAUAAUAAGAUAUUUCCAGUAUUAAUUUAAUGUCCACAAUAAUAAAAGAACAUUUUUAUUAAUAGCUUCGUUGUUCUGCAAAUCAAUCAGUUGAACACUGAUUUUUGACGGUAUUUACAAAUUUGAAACCUUCUGUGGUAUGUUUUCGAUUAUUUCAAAAUUCUUAAAGAUUUUAAGCCUAGAAUUUCCAAAUAACGAUAUUGCCGAUGCGCGUCAUUCUUAAUUAUAUUUAAUAUUUAACAUACUGGGGAGGGUCCAUCAGAGAGUCGAAAGUUUUGUAGCACCAUUAUUAAAGCAAACAUUUUUAAUAUAAAUGGAAGUAAAUUUAAAGAUUAAAUGACCAAUCCGAAGAAAGUUCAAUCUAAAUUAUUCUAACUCGUUUUACCCUGUAUGAUUCACAAGUUGAGAGAUAAAAAAACUUGAACGGUCAGUUAAGAUUGUUCAUUAUAUGAAUGCGUGAGUAGGGGUGGCAAAAUAAUGGAUUAGUUGUUUAUUAUUUAUUUUUAAUCGAUUACUUUUGAUUACAGGUUUGCCAAACCGGUCGUUUCAAUUUCCCCCAAAUUGACAUUAAAAAUCCCCCAAAACCGCAACCUUAUAAUAAAAAAUCCCCCAAAAAAAUUUAAAAUACAAAUAUUUACCUACUUAAACCAAAAGUUUAUAAAAAUGGUUGUUCGUUAUGACGAAAUUUUUAGAAAUCCAAUAUAUUAAUAAUUUUAUAAAAAAAGUAAAAAAAAAACAACUUAAACGUUGAUACAACAAUAUUUAUAUUUACAGAAAAAAAACAAAAAUUUGGAUUCUUAUUCUUAAUAAUAAAAAUAAAUCUUAAUGUCAACAAUAAAACUGAACAUAGGAGUAGGGUAACAUGGGGUUAACUGAACCAUCUGAUGGAAAUAUUUAAAUUGAUAUUCUGGUAUGAAAGCUUAGACCAAAAUUUUGUCUAGGGCAUAUAAUUUGAUCAUAUAACAAUGGAAAAAAAAUACAGCUGACACACAGUUUAUUAAAAGAAGCUUUUUUUUAUUUUUUGCAUUCCUGCAAUAUGGUUCAGUUGACCCCAUGUGCAGGUUAACUGAAACAUAUGGGUAGGUUAAUUGAACAUAUGGGUAGUUUAAUUGAACAU